Heteronotia binoei (common prickly gecko) is the source of this 922-nucleotide messenger RNA. RefSeq names its product purine nucleoside phosphorylase-like. Lineage: Eukaryota; Metazoa; Chordata; Lepidosauria; Squamata; Gekkonidae. Bases 14 to 922 code for a protein of 302 amino acids. The record is from RefSeq and is a predicted model, not a curated record. Gene Ontology annotation, cellular component: cytoplasm. Gene Ontology annotation, molecular function: purine-nucleoside phosphorylase activity. The transcript is spliced from 6 exons. Gene Ontology annotation, biological process: nucleoside metabolic process.
UCUGUGCUCCAGGAUGCAGGCAGCAGAGAAGUUCAGUUUUGAGCUCUGCAAAGAGACGGCGGAUUGGCUCCUGGGUCACACGAAACAGCGGCCUCAGAUCGCCAUCGUCUGUGGCUCCGGGCUGGGUUUGCUGGCCGACAACCUGAAGAACCAAGAGUCUUUCCAGUACACUGACAUCCCCAACUUUCCACACAGCACAGUGCCGGGCCACGAAGGACGUCUCAUCUUUGGGGAGCUGCAAGGCAAGCCAUGUGUUUGUAUGAAGGGGCGUUUCCAUCUUUAUGAGGGAUACCCUCUUUGGAAGGUCACCUUCCCGAUCCGUGUGUUUAAGCUCCUGGGCAUCAAAAUACUGCUGGUGACCAACGCAGCCGGAGCUUUGGAAGACUCAUACCACAUUGGGGACUUCAUGGUUAUCCGGGACCACAUCAACUUGCUGGGCUUGGCUGGCCAAAACCCACUGCUUGGGCCCAACGAAGAGAGGUUUGGAGCCCGUUUCCCAGCUCUUUCCGAUGCCUACGACAGGAAGAUCUGCGCGUUGGCCCUGCAGAUAGCCAGGCGCCUCGGCUAUGCCUCCUUCGUCAAAGAGGGAGUCUACUGCAUGGUUGGAGGUCCCAACUUCGAAUCCAUCGCGGAGGCCCGGUUGCUGCACUUGUUGGGAGCUGAUGCUGUGGGGAUGAGCACUGCGGCCGAGGUGGUAGUGGCCAGGCACUGCGGAUUACGGGUCUUUGGUCUGUCGCUGAUCACUAACAAGGUGACCAAGGAGUACGAUGCCCAGGAGGUCGUGGACCAUCUCCACGUGCUGGAGGUGAGCCAGAGGCAAGCUUCCGUCCUCCAGAGAUUCCUCACAGAACUCGUAGGCCAGCUGGAGUGGAUCGACAGCGACCCGGAAGACAAGGAGACCGCGUGUCAGAACGGAACCUGA